AUGGAAUAUGUCCUUGUAAUCACCGCGCAGAAUGCGCUGUUCAUUCUCAGCGGCGCCGUAUCUCUCUGGGCACUCAAAACAUAUUGGCAAUACCGUCGAAUGCUCGCUUCCGUCGCGUAUACACCUGGUCCAAAGACGUUUUUCCCUGGUACCACGCCUCUUGCACGGCUGCUGCCUGAUAUGCCGCCUGUGAACCGGACGUCGGAUUGGUCGUGGAAGCUCAAGUAUAAUGCGUUUAAGCCGUAUGGGAUGGAUGUAUUAGCUUCCUUUACGUUUUGGCCCUCUGCACGUCUCGGGUUCCACAUUGGGGAUGCAAAUAUAGUCAAGGAGAUAAUGACACACCAUUCCUCGUUCCCUAAACCUGUCAUCGCGUAUGAGCCUUUGAACUAUUUUGGUCGUAAUGUUCUUUCGACAGAGGGAGACGAGUGGCGUCGACAUAGGAAAGUCGUCCAGACAUCGUUCAACGAGCGGAACAACAAACUUGUGUGGCGUACGACUCAGGAAUUGGUUUUGGAGCUCAUGGAGAAUGUUUGGGAUGCUGAAGAGGCCAUUGAAGGGGUCGUCAAAGUUCAGGAUGGUGCUGAACUCACGAGGACAUUGGCCUUGAUGGUCAUUAGCGCAACUGGAUAUGGGAUGAGGUUUCCUUGGAAAGAUAAUGGUGUUCCUCCCCCAGGCCAUUCUAUGACGUUCAAGAAGUGCAUACACUAUAUCCUCAAAGGCUUCAUCCAUCGUCUCGCUCUACCUGACUGGAUUCUCGACUGCUAUCAAUUAGGUCGUGAUACCAAGACGGCGUACAAAGAGUUUGGCAUCUAUAUCCGAGACAUGAUUGACACGCGUCUCACAUCUCCAGGCGAACACGACGAUCUCUUCUCCAAUCUUCUGAGAGCACGAGAGGCUGAAAAAGAGUCGGGCGUAACACUGUCAGAUGAAGAGCUAGCCGGAAACAUAUUCAUCCUUCUUAUGGCUGGACACGAGACGACAGCAAAUACACUCGCUCUUACCCUCAACUAUUUGGCCAUGUAUCCCGAGGUACAAGAGAAAUGGCAUCAGCAGGUCAUUGAGUAUACGAAACCGGGGCAUUUGCCUGACUAUGCCGAUAUACCAAAACUGACGUACGGGAUGGCGAUUAUCCAAGAGGUGCUUCGACUCGUGCCUGUGGCACCAACAAUCCCAAAACAAUCUGCAUUCAAGACUCACUUUACAACCCGUACUACUGAGGGAGGUAUCAAGAACAUCCCAGUUCCAGAGGGGUCGAACCUGCUGAUCAAUGUCGUUGGUCUGCACUACAACCCCAAAUAUUGGGAGGAUCCAAUGGAAUUCAGACCAGAACGGUUCCUCAAAGAACACACUUACAACAAGAAUGCAUGGUUGGCAUUCUCUGCAGGACCCCGUUCCUGCAUCGGCAGAAGAUUUGCAGAGGUCGAGAUGUUGGCCUGUCUCGCGCUUAUCAUUCAGCGAUACAAGAUCGAGCCAACGAUGCUACCUAAUGAGACAAUGGAAGCGUGUCGUGCGCGAUUCAUGAGCGUCGAGCGGGUCACCUUUGUCGUCCAGGCGAAGAGUGUUGGCUUGACCCUUCGUCGUCGCUACUGA
This is a messenger RNA of Serendipita indica DSM 11827, 1590 nucleotides long. The record is from the annotation of a GenBank genome assembly. NCBI's taxonomy places the organism in Eukaryota, Fungi, Basidiomycota, Agaricomycetes, Sebacinales, Serendipitaceae.